This is a messenger RNA of Paramecium sonneborni, 1876 nucleotides long. The record is from the annotation of a GenBank genome assembly. NCBI's taxonomy places the organism in Eukaryota, Ciliophora, Oligohymenophorea, Peniculida, Parameciidae.
UUUAUGUCAUCAUUAGAAAAGUCAUUUUUUGAUGAAAAGAAUAUCGAUUGUUCUUUUUGGGAAAAGCCAACACAACAAAUUAAUAUACACAAAAUUGAACAUCAAUUUAUGCUCUUUUAGAAAAGUAAAAAAACUGGAUUCUGGGUAAGCAGAAACUUUAUUAUUUAUGAUACUAAAUUGGUCAAAUUAAGAGUAUAUUAUAUAAUGUUAUAUAUAAGCCUAAUAAAAAAACAAUUCAUUAAAUCGAUUUGAAUAAGGCUAGAAUAUAAAAAAUAAAAUAUUAAAAUGAUCAAGAGAAGGAGAGCUGUAAUAAAGUAAAAAUGUUAAUCGCAACUAUUAGAAGAAGUAUGGAUUUAAGAUUGUUAGAAAUUAGAGAUGUAGAGAACUCUAUUCUAGAUCAAAAGAAUUGAAUUAAAAAAUUUGGGAAGAAUUAAAAAAAUAUUCACUGUAGAUAACAUUUAAAUAAGAUUAUUAAAUUGAAAAAAUGAUCGGAAAAGGGAAUUUUGCAAAGGUAUUUGAAUUUUCCAUAAUUUUUUAGGUGUAUCUUUGUAAUAAAAAAUCUGAGAAAUAAUAAUAAUAUGCUGUAAAAGCUUUUGAAAAAAGUAAGAUGAUAAAUACUGAAACAGAUAAAUUAGCUUUAUUGAAAGAAAUAUCUAUUUUACGAAAGUUAAAUCAUAAAGGUCUUAUCAAAAUGCAUGAAGUGUAUGAGGAUGAGACACAUAUUUAUUUAGUAUAAGAAUAUUUACAGGGGGGUGAAUUAUAUCAGCAAAUAAAAAAAAAUUAAAAAUAGCCAGAAAAUAUUGUGGCUAGAAUAAUAGCUACAUUAUUAGAAUCUCUUUAAUAUUUACAUAAGAGAAAUAUAUUACAUAGAGAUUUAAAGCCAGAAAAUCUGAUUUUAAGAAAAAAAGGAAUUUUAGAUGAUAUAGUAAUAGCUGAUUUUGGAUUGGCUGAUUUUUAUGAUCCAUUAGGAAACUAUAUGUUUUAAAGAUGUGGUACACCUGGAUUUGUUGCUCCUGAAAUAUUAUAAGACAAGUGUUAUGAUUUUAAAGUUGAUAUUUUUAGUGUUGGAUGUCUUAUGUAUUUAUUAUUAGCAAGUAAAUCACCAUUUAAAGGAUUCACUUACGAUGAAGUUGUUAUGCGUAAUUAUCAUUGUAAAAUAGAUUAUGAAUACAUUUAACCCUUUAUAUCUAAUUCAUGUAUUUAAACAUAAAUAUUAUAGGUUUAUAAUUAUUAAAAUUAUUGUUACAUUAUAAACCAAGUAAAAGACCAACUGCUAAAGAAACAUUAAGACAUGAAUGGUUUAUGCAAAAUUUGGAUAAGUAGAGAUAUGAAGAAUUAAAUAAUAAUGAAGAAUUACUUUAAAAUGCUAAUGAGACAAAUAAAUCAUGUCUAAUUAAUUUUGGAAAUUCUGGAUUUAUGAAACAUUUUGUUAGUCCUUCUACUUGUUUAAAACCUGAUUUAUCAAAUCCUUAAAUAUCAUAUCAAAAAAGAAUAGAUGAUACUGUCCUUCUUACUCCACAAUAUGUCAUUUUACAAUCUAUAUAAGAAUAAUUUAAAGAUAGUGAAUAAAAAAUUUAAAUAAAAGACGAUUUUGAUGAUUUGAUACUAGAAGAUGAAUCUCCUUAAUCAAAUAAAUUACCAUAAUAUUAAUUAAUUGGUAAAUUGAAGAAAAUUGGUGAUUCAAAUAAUUAAUCCUCUUAUAACUCUACAAUCAUUAAAGUAUUAAUCUUUAUAAUAUAAGAAUACAUCAGAGGGUAAUAAAAAAGAAUUAGAGUACAAAACUCCGAUCUUGAUUAAUCAAAUUAUUGAAAAUCUCAUUCAACCGAAAAAUGAAGCAAAAAUUAAUAAUAAAUUAAAAUAACUUGAAUAAGAUUGA